Messenger RNA from Pelobates cultripes (western spadefoot toad), 13207 nucleotides. The record is from the annotation of a GenBank genome assembly. Lineage: Eukaryota; Metazoa; Chordata; Amphibia; Anura; Pelobatidae.
GUUUGUCGAUCCAGCAGGUAUUACGGGUACAGCCACCUGCAGAAUGAUGGCCUUCUCCUGGCUGUGUGGGAUAGUCUGGGCAUUGCUUGCGCACACUGUAUUUGGUGAGUAACUGGGAAAAACAUCUCAAUUCUAUAUUUGUUAUUUUCACUAAUUAUUGCAAACCAGAGAAUGGGUGGUAAUUUUGAAUUAUUGUGUAAUUAAAAUGACCAUUCUUGUAUCAAGAUUAGCACUUUCCCCUCAUUGUGCAAAAAUUACUUAACAUUUUUAUAAUGUCUCAAAUUCUAUAAUGAAAAAGCCAGACAGGUCAUCCCCUCUCAUUGAUUCACCUGGGAUCAAAAAUGUAGAUGUAACCAAUUCUGAAACAAUAAUGAUCUUCUAGGACAUCCUUAUAUUUAGUCCUUUUAGUUUCCCAUCAAAAUACAUUAAUUAAACAAAUGUGGAGACCUGAUCAAGCAGUUGAAAAUAACUGAUUGAAAUGUAGUUGUUCUAUCUCACCUUAGUAUUUAUUUAGUUGUUUGUUUAUUUUUACCUUAAAGUCACAAUUUCAAUGUCCAUUCUGCAAAAUUCCUGGUUUAGCAAAUCCCAAUAUCUUGAAGCACUAGACUCUGAUGACCAUAAAUAAAUUGCUGAUAAUCGAACGAUAAGGUUUUGGAAACCCAUGAGAGUAAGAAGAUUGUGACCAAGGUCUGCCUUGAUUCAGUUUGACUCUGACUGCUAGGCCCCCUAAACCUCCAUGAUGCUUUGCCAGAUUUAAAGGGGUACACUAAGCACCUACACAUGAUGAGAUCAAUUGUGCAGGUUAGUUGUGUCAUCGCUGUAGGGGGACAUGGAUGCUUUGGGCAGUUUUGGCAAUAUAUUAACAAAAAACUAUUGUAUUGACGUCAGAGAGUAGUGUGCUCCGUAGCUCUGGCAGGUGCAGAUCGCUGUAAACACUCCCUCCUGGAGCUCGUUGAAUUACUCGGAGUGCAGCUGACCCCUUCCCAUCAUGCACUCUGCGUUCGUAAUUGGUACUGGAUUGGGAGAAGGUUGUACGGUCGUCUUCGCCGCCAGUAGUUCAGACAACGUGCAACGCUGCCCCUCCCUCCCAACCAACCAGGGUUUCUUUAUUCACUCCAAAAAAAUAAAAAAUAAAUUGUCGUCAUGGCGGGUUCUUUGGCUGUGCCCAUCUAAAGUUCUAUUUAUGGGAUUAUCUUGUCCGUGUUAUAGAAUGAUUGGCUGCGUUUGGUGAGAGUCCUCCAGAAGAAAUUCUGUAUGUUUUAAAACACAUGCUGGAAUUACAAAUGUACUGUAUUUUUAGUUUUAGAAAAAGAAAAGAUUAUCGGAUUGUGCACCUCCCAUGUCAGUUUUGGACUUUUAGAUCAGUAAUGUUCCAAUGACUGUCUAAUUAAUGGUGUGGAAUCCUGGCUAAAUUGAUUUAAAAAAACUUGAUAUAAUGGCAUAAUAUCCUGGCCCUUUCCUCUCUGUCAAUAAAUUUCAAUCUUCCCUUCAACUCCAGUAUGUGUGUUCCGUUCAUAUCAAACACCCUCCUCCUCCCCCCCUUAUUGUGCCAGUCUCUCUUCUCCUCCUACCCCCCCUUAUUGUGCCAGUCUCUCUUCUCCUCCUCCCCCCCUUAUUGUGCCAGUCUCUCUUCUCCUCCUCCCCCCAUUAUUGUGCCAGUCUCUUCUCCUCCUCUGCCCCUUAUUGUGCGAGUCUCUUCUCCUCCUCUGCCCCUUAUUGUGCCAGUCUCUUCUCCUCCUCUGCCCCUUAUUGUGCCAGUCUCUUCUCCUCCUCUGCCCCUUAUUGUGCCAGUCUCUUCUCCUCCUCUGCCCCUUAUUGUGCCAGUCUCUCUUCUCCUCCUCGCCCCCCUUAUUGUGCCAGUUUGUCUCUACCCUCCUUUUUCCUUUAUGGACAUAUCUAUCUUACUUCCCACUUAUUCUAUGCUCUAGCAAUGUAAUCCCUGAACCUCCUGUUUAAUGCCCCUGUCCCCAGUUGUACCAGUUCAAUACCUUUUUGAACCCUGUUCUUCCUUUUUCAAACAGUCCCUUGUGUUUUCUGUACUUUAUUCAUACAUUCUCUUUCACACACCCCCCCUUUAACUGUACAAAGAAUCUCCAUCAAAUUCCUGGUCCCUCUUGCAUAGACAUUCCUAACACUGUCUCUUUUGCUCUCCAGCUUACAAUGUAGCUGCUGUCAGACAUGCUUUCUAGAGCUUGGCUAGUGACCCAUUUUAAAUGCCCUUUACCCUGCAAUAAAGAUGUGAUGUUCCACAGGAUUAGUGAAAAGUCCCACUGAGUGUAGCUGGCUGCCUUACAGGAAUCAAUAGAAAAUAUUUUAAAAAUGGAUUUUAACAUUUUAUUUUAUGAUGCUGAUACAACAGAAACCAUUAUUACAACAUGAACAAUAUAUAACAGAGCUACACCUUUGUAGUAACACACUGUUUUGUACUGACAUGUUCUGCAACGCUGUACAAUAGGUGGCCUUAAAAACCAGUUGGACGUUUUGGAACAAAAGGUGAUGAGUCCUGUCCAAAUGAGCUUACAAUCUAAGAGACAGAUCCGUACAAUUUUGAAUAGCUGUGUAUUUAAUAUGAUCUAUAUGUAAAUUUAGUUUAUUCUUUUCCUGUUUUUGUCACAGUGCGGGCCGCCUCGCCAUUGUUGCCAAGUACUACUUACAUCACAAUUAAUCCCACUCAAACUACGAUUACUCUGGAAAAGCCGUACUGCUUGUCGACUGCUGGAAACGCUGUCUACCUGUAUGUAAUGCAGAGUGGUAAGUGUCCCAUACAGGGUGUCAUUGGGCGGUUAUUUUAAACAUAUAAUGGAACAUAGCUCAUUAAUCUAGAUCUGUUUCAUUAUCCUCACGCUUUCACUGUUAUUAACUAAAGAUGGAAUGCACCCUGUACAAAUUAAGUCUGGGCAGGGUUGGAACGGGAGGGCUCGCGGAGGCUGCUGACAAGAGAUCUGCAGCUUUUAUAAGAUUAUAUAUAUAUAUAUAUAUAUAUAUAUAUAUAUAUAUAUAUAUAUAUAUAUAUAUAUAACCCCAAUGAAGAAAAUGGAUAAAUAAAUAUACAUGUUUUGGGGUAUAUCUACUAACAGGGCCGCCAUCAGGGGGUGACAACCAUGAAGGUUGUCACGGGCCCGGUGGGGUGCCCGGCCGCCCGGGCCCCAAAUGUAGCGGCGAAACUGGUGCAGUGCAAUUGCGCCGACCGGGCCCCUUUAAAAAAAAAAAAAUCUCAGCCGCAAAGUACUGCUAGGAGGAUGUUGAGGGGGGGACACCCAUCAGCCACAGCCUUCCACCUGCAAAAAAGGGUAGCAAAAUUAGCAUGCAUGUGUGUGUCUGUCAGUCAUGGUGUAUGUGUGUUUAAAAAUAGUGUUUUUGCUCACCUGGUCUCCCCUCGACUGGCCCUGCCUCUAUAGCUGAGAUCAUCAAGCUUGAUGAUCUCAGCCAAUCCAAUGCUUUGCCAUAGGGUUGGCUGCAAAACGCCACUCCAAUCAGCAUCUCCUCAUAGAGAUGCAUUGAAUCAAUGUAUCUCUAUGGGGAACGUUCAGCACCUACAGAGUGUGGAGGCCCUGAAUGUAGGUGCACUAACACAGGAAGCACCUCUGGUGACGGUCUGAGUGACUGUCACUAGCAGUGUCACUUUGAAGCAAUGUAAACACUGCCUUUUCUCUGAAAAGUCAGUGUUUACAUUGAAAAGCCUGUAGCGACAUGCUAUAGACACCAGUACCACUACAUUAAGCUGUGUGUGCGUCUGCUAGUGAGUGAGCUUGCUUGCAUGCGUGUGCCUGCUAGUGAGUGAGCUUGUGUUUUUAUGUCAAUGAGCUGAUGUAUAUCAGUAAGAUUGUUUGUCUAUGAGGCUGUGUGUCAUUGAGAUGUCAGUGAAAUUGCCUGUGUCUGCAUGUGAGUAUGCUUACUGUAUAAUUAAAGGUUUUACCCUGAAAGGACCAAUAUUUUAUAUUAGAGAAAAAAAAAAAAAAAUAUAUAUUCCAUCAUCUGUCCUGGCAAGACAUAGCCUUAUAUAUUACACGCGACAAUAUAUGGGGCUGGCACAAAUUUAUUUUUUUUCCAGGGCUGCUUUGUAUCCCCAGUCCGGCCCUGAGCAGGGCCGCCACCAGAAAUUUUGGGGCCCCUAACUAAGCUCAGGGUCUGGGCCCCUGGGGACCUGCCUCCAAGCCCGCCCACAGGAAUAUACACACAGACACAAACAUUCACUACUGAUACAAAAGGAUAUAUAUUUACAUACAUUCAGACAGAUAUACAUGCAUACAUACACAUAUUCAUAAUGCCAUGCAGACAUGCAUAAAGACAUACAUUUAUAAUGACAUACAGACAGACAGACAUCUCAUUUUUCAGCCAUCUUCCUGUUUCUUACCUUAUCUUUGCAGGAGAGUGGCUGGGGUUGAUAGGAGUCGGCUGGCUCUCCCUCUUCACUGUAGGGCUGUCUCUCCUCCCGCGCGGAGUGAGGGGCCUGGUCGCGCUAUUACACGGCCACAGCGCUGACCGGGCCUCUGAAGAUAUAGGGCCCAUUGGGUGGCCCUAAUUGCGUGGGCCACCCGAUAGGCCCCAUCAGCGCGCGGGUCCCGGUGCAAGUGCACCGGUGGCAGUUCUGCCGCUACACGUGGGGCCUGGGUGGCCGGGGGGGCCUGUGACAACCGUCUAGUUGUCACCACUGAUGGCGGCCCUGCCCAAUAGGGAAGCAUUGCAGCAAUGCUUUCCUAUGGGGAGAGCAUAAUGCGCAUUUCAGCUAUAGUUUCCCUUUAAUUGGGUUUGCCUCCAGAAACUCUGGUUGCAGAGAAGAUCCAGAAGAAAUCUGGUGGUACAGUACUCAUUAUACUUUGUAUCGGAUUCACAUCUGAGAAUUACUGUUUUUAAAGCCCACACCGGAUUUAUCAGAUUUUCUUUUAUUAAAUCGCUGAGCUGCAAAUUCUGAGAAAAUAUUUGGUACUUUGCCCUGUGCCAAUCACCUUCACCUCCCCCAAUUCAGUUUUUUUUUUUUUGUUUUUUUUUACCAACAGGAGACUUCAAAGCAAAAACAUUUUGGCUAUUUUGAUCCUAAAUUAGAAAUUAACAUUGAAUUCACACUUUAGUAAAAAACUGUGAAAAUCUAAUUUAAACUUCCUCUCCUUUCCCAUUUGUCGUUUCACAGGGGCUUCAUCCAACGCAGUUAUUAAUGCCGCAAACAAUAUCUUAACCACCACCUACUCUCAAUCAACCGGAGGUAGUAAACAACCAUACCUGGCCGCCUCAUUUGCCAUUCCCAGUUGUUCAAGUCUUCCAGACUUCACUAACCUGGGUGAUCCGACCAAGGCACAGUCCAUCCUGGACAGCUACAUCGUCCGAGUGGGAGCUGAUGUCACUUGCUUGACUGAUCCAAACUUUACAGGAUACUGCAAUCCCCCCCUUAACAACAGUACUGCUUACAGGUAACACCCCAUGUGUUUCGUGGUAUUUCUACAGGAAAACUACAAAUAUAAUACAUUCUUUUCUAAAUUUAGCCCAGAUUUAUUAAUUUAUUUUUUAUUUUAUUUAUUUUUAUCAUCCUAACUCUUGCUCAAUAUAUUUUUAAUUUGUUUAUAAAUCUAUUUAAAACCACUGCAUGUUCUUGCUGGCCCUGAUGUCAGAAUCCAAAUUCUCGUUUUCUACGAGCUAGUGCUGGCCAUUUAAGCCUUUUGAGGGGUUUUUAAAUAAGUGCGUACUAAUGCUGCCAGUGGCUAAUAGUACUGAUAAUUGUGUAUCACAAAGAAAAUCCUAAGUGAAUUAAUCAUUUGCAAAUAUUCAAUCAGUGCAUUUUACCAUGUCUGAAUCGUGAAUCUUAUAUUUUUAUAUAAGAUUAGGAUAUGAAGAGUGCUGCCUCUUUAAAAGGCGAAUGGUGUAGAUUUGGUUGGAAUGACGGAGUUGUGACAGGAACUGGAUUUGAUAAAUACACCUGUACGGCUCUCCCGGCGUAAAGGGGUUAAACCGCCAUUUAGUAGAGCUUCCCUUUUGCAGAGGUACAGGCACAGUUACUGUAAGACCCCAAACUCCCGAACUGGAACCAGAGGAAUGCUCCAAACUCCCGAACAGUAUACCCAGUAGCACUCCAAACUCCCGAACGGUAAUCCCACGAAUAGCUGCUAACAGACGAGCAGACACAGCAUCCAAGCGGCUUACAUUCCCAGCAGUCUCUAACCGCGUACAGUAAAUCCCCCUCCCAAUUACGAGACCAAGCUCCGUAUUGAGGGUAAAACAGGAUUCUGGUUUAUUGAGGGCUACCUGCCCAGUAUUUAUGCAGGUCUCCCUCCUGGUGGACACUCCCCUAGGGGACCAGUUGGGAGACUGUGACACGCAGCAAAUCCUGACACACAGAUACAAAAUAUCCCCUCAAUGCACCACAACUCCUCCCUCUCUGUCCAGGAGAUAAUUGGGAAGUAACCCAAUUAUCUCCCAGGACAGAGGCAAAUCGCCAUUUCACACGUGGGGACAAUGAUACAGAAAAAGGCAAUAAAAUAUAUGAUGUGACCAAUAAUGCAACAAUUAUACACAUGUAACAUAUCCCCAGAUAGCUUAGGUCUGAGCGCACAUUAAUACAGAAUAGUGCUCAGACCACACAAAUACAGUUUAAUUGCCAUGGAGCCAAAGUCGUUAAUUACACGAACGGGUUCCAUGGCAUGCUAUCUGGGUACCCUCAUUCAUAUAAUACAGAGUCCCGAAAGCCGGCAUUCAGUUGAAUAACUGGUGCGGGAAUCAAGGAAGGCUGGAGGUUCAGCGGUGUUUGGUGAGUGAAAGUGUCCACAUUCAGCUCACUGAGUCCGGGCACUGAGCACUGCUGGUUGUGCCGGAGACUGUAGAACACCGCCAUCGUGUGGCAGCUAAGGUGUAACCGCGACCACCCGGGAACAGUCAAUUAAGCUGCGGUUAACUGCAGCUACUGGGUGGUCAAUUGACGGCACACGCUAGCUGCGGGAGAUCAAUUGGAGGCACGUGCCAGCUUCCCAGUGGUCGCUGCUUUCGGUAGUUUAACAGGGGAACACAUAGGGACUGUACAGGCAGGGAAAUAAACCGAACAAACAGACAAAUGGAGGGAAAAUAAUUGUAAUCCAUAUACAGGAUUGUAUAAGAUUACAACCCAAUAGACAGGCAGCAUUCUGUGUGAAUUUUCACAAUAUAAUAUUCAAUGACUUAUUUAUGCUUUUUGUAAUGUGGCACAUAUUGGAACAAUAUCUGUAAUUUGUAUUAAUUUUUCUUUUUUUAUUCUAGGUUUAAAUAUGUCUAUGCAGAUGCAGGUGGCGUGGCGCAGUAUCAAACAGACUGGUCCGCUCCGAUCACCACAAAUGGAGGUAAAGAAACCAUAAGCGUUAAGUUGGCACAAGCAUUCAUAAGUGCUAUUUUACACUGCCCAACACCCAGUUACUUCUCCACAUCCCAUUUAUUGUACUUCUUCGGGCUACCAAAUUCUUGGGGGGAAAAAGCUUGAUCACUGCUUAUUGCCAAACCUGAAAUCCUGUACCAUUAAUUUAUAAUUCCUCUGCGGGCUGGAAGAAGCUGGCACCUAUGACCAGGUGUUAAGCACUCCAGAUUUCGGUUCCUGCCAUAAAUGUUGGGUCUGGAACCCGCCUCUCCAAUUCUCUAGAUUCACAGCUUAUUCUCCGACAAUCACUGUCCGGGGAUCUUAUCCUGUAGUUUUGACAAACUGGAAAAAAAACUAAACGACUUGAAUGGAUAGAAAUGGUGGGUGGUAGAGGGAUCCUCUUGCUGUGUUGCCUUGGAAACAAAAAGGCGAAGAGGUAAGUAGCAUUGCAAUAAUAUGUGUACCCCGGUUGGGUACCUCCACCAAGGAAACCUUAGCGCUUCUGCCUCAGUUGCCGUGGCUUGACUGGUGUCUUCCUGGAACAGGAUAGGGGGCGAGCUCUAUUCCCUCCCAGGGACUGGAUGACACACAUUCCUGGGAACUAUAGUCCUUACAAGGAACUUCCCCACGGAAUCCUCUACGAGUUGGAACCAGAUGCUGAGCAGUGAAUAGCUCUUUCCCCUCCCAGUAACUAGAUGACACAUGGUUCUGGGAGUACAACUGAUUUUAAUGAGCCAAACUCUGCUGUGACGAAAUGCCUUUUGUCACUGGAUUUUUAGGUGACAAGUUGCCCUUUGCCCCUGGCUGUUGACUAUGGCUCUGGGUUGUAUGGCCCUUUACAAACAUUAUUUGGGCUAAUGGAUUUAUAUUGUGCUGCUGCUGGCCCUUUUAAGAACUGCAUUGUGCCUUAUGGACUUGUAUUGGACCAUGCUGGCCCUUUAAGAACCGUCUGGGGACUUAUUGAGACUUUGUGUGACAAUUCCCCUUUAAGACGGUGUCCCCAGACUUGGUUAAAAUUCUUUGUUCAUUUCUAUUAUCCACUUGGUUCAGUAAAUGGGGCUUACUGAACCAAGUACCACACAGGCGGACCAACCAGAAGUGGAAGUGUGCAGGCAAUUUACCUCCCAGGCUGUAAACUUGCCAACCGCUGGGUGGCCGCAGUUCGUGCAAACGAACACAUGGCGGCGGCCAUCUUUGUUCAUUCGACCGAGGUCAGCGGUGUGUGCAGCCAAAUCCAUGUAAUCGAAAUCGGCUACACAUUUCAACAAUCACCACUGACCCUUAUCUUCUCCUACACUCCGUUUUCAGCUACAGAGACUAAGUCCCGUUCGGCAGUUUGAACUCACUGUUGUACUGAGCCAAAUGCACGAACGGCCUCGUUCGUGCAUUUGAAUGGGACUUAGUCAUUUUUCUGCAUAAAAUUGACCGGCCGCACAGUCCAAAUCUAUGGAACUGUUUUGGGCAGGAAAAUGUGCUUGCGGUUGGUCAUAAAGGACUUCCGUCUAACUUUUUAUCUACUGGGUAGAUUUGUCUGAUUUUUGAGAGUGUUUAUAUUUAAAGUGCUGAUUCUCAAUAUGUAAUUUCUAUGAAGAUUGUACGUAUAUUUUUAAAGUUAUAGUGUAUGUAUAAAAACUGUAUUAUUCCUGCCUGUGAUAAUUAUGUUAACCAUUGUGUACCAUAAUUAUAUCACAGGCAGAGGGGAGGAUUUUUGUGUGUAAUUGCUGGGAGUGUUUUCUGUAAUGUACGUGUGUUAUUGGUUGUUCUGUAAAACCCUGUGGGUGGUCCUAUGUAAGGAAAACCUGCAUAAAAGAAGGCCCUUUGGUGCCAAAUAAAGCAGAUCAUCUUGUACCUUCAUGAAGUUUCGGCUCAUGUUUGGGAGACUGGGGAUUGCUAUAAUCACUAUACUCCCCAGGGUAUGAUCACUAAGCUCUGCUAAGAGCUUGUUCCUGUUCCUGCUCUCUGGAAUUCGGAGAGGUUGACCUACUGGAAGCUGGACCCUGGUCUUGGGUCCAGAGUGGGUGGAAACGGCGAGACCCCAACCAAGCUGUGGCGGUUCGUGUGGUCUGCAGUGGUUAUGGUGUCCGGUGGAGUGCUUGGAGUCCUCGGGAAGCACUAGGAGCAUCCGUCAACGGAAGGUACCCGGUCGGGGUGUAAGCGGUUCCGUUACAUCUGCCUUUUAUGCACAGACCCUAGCAGGGGGUCUCCAUACAAUACAGACAAACAUAAAAGUACGCCAAAAUUUAAUAAACAUACAGUUACCCCACAUGUCCUAUAUCUCCAAACAGCCCUCAGCUAAACCCCCAAUUUUCCAAAUAGUGCUCAGAUCCAUGCAGUAUAGGGGAAUUGCCAACAAGGUAAAGUUCUGACCGGCUGCACACGUGGUCAUGUGCCCAUAUUAGUUCCAGAGCAAUAAGUGCUUUAGCCGGUGAAUUUUCGGGGGCUCCAGUGGCUGAAAUACGAGGUGCUCCUCCUGGCUCUUAGGGAGCUUUUGUUCCUCAUAUUCACGGGCAUCUUCCCUCCUCUCCUGGUGGGUCGGCAAGUGGGCCAAAAUACUGAAACAACACGACCGGGAACCACAAACUCUUCAUGCCAAAAAUGGUUCCAUAGCGGUCACGGCUAAGUACCGCUGAGGACUAUUAGUGGGUUUGUUCGUGGGAACAACCGCAAGGGAGCGAGCGUUGGGUUAAAUUUGGGAGAGGGAAAGUGCCAAACCAGGGGCACAGAGGAAAAGCUGCAGGGGGAGGCCGGGCAGGCUAACUCCCAAACGGGGUUUCAAGACCCUGACCAUAGUCGGUGGGCAGGAGUCCAGCUUCCACAGUCCUGCAGGAGUUCGUGGCAAACGUUUAUGGGAAGGAGCGUUUGUCACAUGUUACAUUUAGCCAACCCAUCCACAGCUGCCUUACUAUCCUGUCCUUAAAGGACCACUAUAGGCACCCAGACUACUUCAGCUUAAUGAAGUGGUCUGGGUGCCAGUUCCAGCUAGGGUUAACCCUUUUUUUCUAUAAACAUAGCAGUUUCAGGGAAACUGCUAUGUUUAUAAAUGGGUUAAUCCAGCCUCUAGUGGCUGUCUCAUUGACAGCCGCUAGAGGGCUUCUCACUGUGAUUUUCACAGUGAAAAGACGCCAACAUCCAUAGGAAAGCAUUGAGAAUGCUUGCUUUCCUAUGGACUGGCUGAAUGCGCGCGCGGCUCAUGCCACGCAUGCGCAUUCAGCCGAAGAGGAGGAGGAGAGCUCCCUGCCCAGCGCUGGAGAAAGAGGUUAGUUGAACCCCUUCCUCACCCUAGAGCCUGGCGGGAGGGGGACCCUGAGGGUGGGGGCACCCUCAGGGCACUAUAGUGCCAGGAAAACCGUGUUUUCCUGGCACUAUAGUGGUCCUUUAACGGGUAUAUGACAGAGCAACUGUUACAGCGUGUGCCUGUGUUACAUUGCACGGUAGGUGUAAUAAUGGGGAGCAGACUCUGUCGUAUUCCAGUUCUUGAGGAGCAAAACACAAUAAAAAUUCAAAAAUAAAAAAACAACAAAUUGUCCAGAUUCUAAACUUAUUCUAGCAGACUCCUCAAUUCCCUCUUUUUAAAACUUGUAAUAGUUGUUUUCUGUUUUAUCCCUAAAUUAAAAUUGUAACGCAUUACGGGAUGUGUCAGCACCUUAUAAAUUGCAAUUAUAAUGUAAUCUAAAAAGAUACUUGAUGUCACUUUCCAUAAUUACACUUUGCUGUGAAAGAUUCUGGAGUAACAAACCUCACAAACCCAAACACUAAUAAAUAGAGGCUGAAAAUCAAGUGGUUCAUAACUACCUCCAGAACACCAUGUUAAUGCUGAUUAAAUUUUAACUAGUCCUCUGAUAAUAACUUGGAUCCGACCUUCCCCUCUCUUCAGGCAAAGCGUAUUCCACCAUUGAUACAUGGCCUGGCAGGAGAAGUGGUGGGAUGAUUGUCCUGACGUCCAUUCUGAGCGUGCUCCUAUUCUUCCUCUUGGUUGGUUUUGCUGGAACAAUUUUCGCUUGGGUGACGUGAGUAGAAUAUUUUUAUUUUAUUUUUCCCCUCUAUGGAUAGUAAACAUUUUAAAGGACCACUAUAGUGCCAGAAAACCAAACUCGUUUUCCUGGCACUAUGAUGCCCCACACUCAGGGUCCCACUCCCGCCGGGCUGAAGGGGGAGGAUGGGGGUUAAACACUCACCUUUCUCCAGUGCCGGGCUCCCUCGGCACUGGGGACUCUCCUCCUCCUUCACAUACAUUCAGCCAGUCCAUAGGAAAGCAUUACCAAUGCUUUUCCUAUGGACGCUGGCGUCUUCUCACUGUGAAAAUCACAGUGGGAAGCGCCUCUAGCGGCUGUCAAUGAGACAUCCACUAGAGGCUGGAUUAACUCAUUUGUAAACAUAGCAGUUUCUCUGGAACUGCUAUGUUUACAGCAGUCAAGGUUAAUCCUAGAUGGACCUGGCACCCAGACCACUUCAUUAAGUUGAAGUGGUUUGGGUGCCUAGAGUGGUCCUUUAACCCCUUAAGGACCAAACGUCUGGAAUAAAAGGGAAUCAUGACAUGUCACACAUGUCAUGUGUCCUUAAGGGGUUUAAAUGAAGAUCCACAUUGAAGUGUUCAGUUUCUUGACCCUUUUCCCUUAAUUUCCUGAAUUUCAUCAGAUAUAUAGUUCUCAGUUACUUUUUAAUUCAGAGAAAUUUCUGGCUGUCCAACUCGGAUCGGUUUAAAAAAAAAAAAAAUCAUUUUCAGCAGCCUCUGAUGAUUAUUAUUGGCGGAACAGGUUUUGCCCAAAGCCAGGAAUGUAAACAGACGUGCUUGUGUUCUGUACAGAGUCCAAGAGGUUUUGUCUGCCUCUCAGUGUGGGCCAAGCAGACCUUAUCAUACAUAAAACAAUGUAACCAGAGCACAUUCCUAGGAAAAGAAUCAGUGUGUGACAUUUUUUUUUUUUGUAAAUUUUUUUUUUUUUUUAAUAUAAAUUUGGAUAUUUAUAGCUGUCCUAUAUUUUGCUUUUAUUGCAGAGGUGGGCCAACGGGUGUUGAGUCUACAGCAUAUGAUACUCGGACCAGCAUCAAGGCACCAGCAAAGCCUUCCAGCAGCGCUGAACCAGUUUAUUCCACAACUCACGAGUAUUCGCCACACCCGCAGGCGUGAGAGGCUGAAAAUUAUUAGCUUUUGGUUAUACUCAAAACACAUCUGUAUAAAUUUUCUAUGUAGACUGUGUGACAUGAUCAUGAACCAAUUACCCUUUUGUUAAUUACAGGUAGUUUUUUUUUUGUUUUGUUUUUCUUCGCAUUAUAUUUCAGUACUAACUACAAAUCUGAUUGUGAAACUCUAAUAGAGAAGCCUCCAAACCGUUAUUGGACUAAAGUUAUUUAAACUCCUUCCUCAGUUUAACAAUGACAGAACUUUCUAUUCAUAGUGUUUUCCAAGAGAAAGGGAGUGAGUAAAUGCUAAUAAACUAUUUCUUAGAAAGGCGUUUCCUGUGUUACAAUUAAUCCUGAAUUCUAUCACGGAAUAAAUGACCUUCAAUGGUUUUCUUCCCAUUCAUUGACAGAGAUGAUACAUGGUGAAAUGAAAAGGACUCCAAGAAUAUGUCAUUUUAUAGAUUUUAUUUUUUUUCUGAUGUUUAUAAUCUUAAAACAAGUAGGCCAAGUAUACCAUUUUCAGGUGCGUUCUACAGGUUUCCAUGGCUACUGCUCCACUUUUAGCACUUCUCCCAGAAUUGCUAUUUAUAAAUUUGCACUCGGAGCUAUAUGUUUUACUGUUUUUGUUCCGCCUUUUUUUUUUUUUUUCUGUUGUGAUUUUAUGAGCAGUAACUCUCAAUUACGCUGUAAGUACAAGUGUUUUAUAAAAAAUCUUAAAUGUAUACUUUCCUCCUUCAAUUUGUUGAACAGCUUGCAAUAAAGUGUGUUUUUUUUUUUUUU